AUGAAGAUUCUUGCUAUUUUAAUUACAACAUUUGUAGUACUGAGUGAAAGUAAACGUAUUGAUAAAAGCGCUUUCAACUUUGGCUCGAUGCUAUACACAUUUAUCGAUCGUAAUCCUAUUGCUUUUAUUGGAUACGGUAACUGGUGUGGUCUUGGUCCUUACGGAAGUAAUCCUGAUCCUGUCGAUGAACUAGAUACUUGUUGCAAAAAUCAUGAUAAAUGUUACGAAAAAACAGGCUGUACAGGUUCGCAGUGGGCAGUGGUAAACCACUACUCUUGGGAUCAAAACGAUAACGGCGAAAUAGUUUGUAAGGAUUCCGUGGGUACUUGUGAUCGAGCUAACUGUGAAUGCGAUAAAACCGCUACUCUUUGCUUUAAGAAUACUCCUUAUAAUUGUAAUCAUGCUUCAGGGAUUUAUUACUAUUUUUGCAAGUAA
Trichoplax adhaerens is the source of this 435-nucleotide messenger RNA. RefSeq lists its product as uncharacterized. Gene Ontology annotation, molecular function: calcium ion binding; phospholipid binding. The record is from RefSeq and is a predicted model, not a curated record. NCBI's taxonomy places the organism in Eukaryota, Metazoa, Placozoa, Uniplacotomia, Trichoplacea, Trichoplacidae. Gene Ontology annotation, biological process: lipid catabolic process; arachidonate secretion; phospholipid metabolic process. Bases 1 to 435 code for a protein of 144 amino acids. The transcript is spliced from 2 exons.